AAAAAAAAAAAGAUAAAGUUAAGUGGGAGAAAGCUGGUUGUGAUGCUGAGUUCAAGCAACAAACAGUUCAUUUUGUCCAUCACCCAAUUUUCUUGAUGCAAAUUAUUAGCUUCUCUUCCUAAAUACAAUGUGUUUAUGGUCUCUUUUUGUGAUUACUCUUCUUCUUGUGCUGAGAUCACAUGUGCUUUGCCAACUUCAAGAGUUUAUCAGUAUUGACUGUGGAGGGACGAGUAACUACACUGAUAAAGGAACGGGGCUUUCAUGGAUAUCAGAUUCUGGGAUGAUGAAACAUGGGAAAUCAGCGUUGGUACAAAAUCCUAGAGAAAACAAGGUUCAGUAUCAGAGACGCAGAGAGUUUCCAAUUGACAGCAGAAAAUACUGUUAUACACUUGGUUCUGAGCAGAGAAGAAGGUAUCUAGUGCGAGCAACGUUUCAGUAUGGUAUCUUGGAUGAUGGUGACACAUACCCUCAGUUUCAGCUCUAUUUGGAUGCAACAAAAUGGGCUACUGUGUCAAUAUAUGAUGCCACAAGAACUUAUGUUAAGGAAAUGAUCUUCAGGGCACCCUCAAACUCCAUUGAUGUUUGCGUGUGCUGUGCUACCACCGGUUCUCCCUUCAUAUCUACCCUUGAACUAAGGCCCUUGGAUCUUUCUAUGUAUGCCACAGAUUUUGAGAGCAAUUUCUUCUUGAAAGUGGCUGCAAGAAUUAACUUUGGUGCUCCAAGUGAGGAUGUAGUCAGGUAUCCAGAUGACCCAUAUGAUAGAAUUUGGGAGUCUGAUCUUAUUAAAAGACAAAACUAUCUGGUUGGGGUGGCCCCGGGCACUGAAAGAAUUAAUACAACAAAGAAAAUAGAAAUAGAGACAAGAGAAUACCCACCUGUUAAAGUGAUGCAGACUGCAGUUGUUGGCACAAAAGGAGUCCUUAGCUAUAGACUAAACCUGGAAGACUUCCCUGGAAAUGCUAGAGCUUAUGCAUAUUUUGCAGAGAUUGAAGAUCUGGCUAAGAAUGAGACUAGAAAAUUCAAAUUGGAGCAACCUUACAUAGCUGACUACAGUAAUGCAGUGGUGAACAUAGCUGAGAAUGCCAAUGGGACCUACACUCUUUAUGAACCAAGUUAUAUGAACGUGAGUCUUGAGUUUGUGCUUUCGUUCUCCUUUGUUAAGACCAGGGAUUCUACUCAAGGACCUCUUCUAAAUGCAAUGGAAAUAAGCAAAUACGUGCAAAUUGCUUCGAAAACUGACAGACAAGAUUCAAAUUUUGUUAAUGCGUUUCGCUUCUUAUCAGCUGGAAGUGCCCUGAUGAAUGAAGGUGAUCCCUGUGUUCCAACUCCCUGGGACUGGAUAAAUUGUAGUACAACUACACCUCCAAGAAUUACAAAGAUAAAUCUGUCACGAAGGAAUCUGAAGGGUGAAAUCCCGAGGGAUCUCAACAACAUGGAAUCAUUGACAGAACUGUGGUUAGACGGGAACUUGCUUACAGGACAACUUCCUGACAUGAGCAAUCUUGUCAAUCUAAAGAUUGUGCAUCUGGAGAACAACAGAUUGACAGGUCCCUUACCAUCUUACUUGGGUAGUUUACCAAGUUUACAAGCACUGUUCAUACAGAAUAACUCUUUUAGUGGGGUAAUACCAUCAGGUUUACUGUCAGGCAAAAUCAUUUUCAACUUUGAUGAUAAUCCUGAACUGCAUAAAGGGAACAAGAAGCAUUUUCAGUUGAUGCUAGGAAUUUCUAUUGGAGUACUAGGGAUUCUAUUAAUAUUAUUCUUAGCAAGUUUGGUUCUAUUGCUUAAUCUGCGGAGAAAAACUUCUCGACAGAAACGAGAUGAAAAGGGUAUUUCUGGGCGCAGCAGUACUAAACCUUUAACUGGAUACUCAUUUGGUCGAGGUGGAAAUUUAAUGGAUGAAGGUACUGCUUGCUAUAUUACACUCUCUGAGUUGAAAGAGGCUACUAAUAAUUUCUCAAAGAAAAUUGGCAAAGGAAGCUUUGGAUCUGUCUACUAUGGGAAAAUGAGUGAUGGAAAAGAGGUGGCAGUUAAGACUAUGACCGAUCCAUCAAGCUAUGGGAACCAGCAAUUUGUAAAUGAGGUAGCCCUCUUAUCAAGAAUUCAUCACAGAAACUUGGUUCCUCUGAUUGGAUAUUGUGAAGAAGAAUAUCAGCAUAUGCUGGUUUACGAGUAUAUGCACAACGGCACUUUAAGGGAGUACAUUCACGAAUGUUCGAACCAGAAGCAAUUGGAUUGGUUAGCUCGCCUUCGAAUUGCAGAAGAUGCAGCUAGAGGUCUUGAAUACUUACACACAGGAUGCAAUCCAAGUAUCAUUCACCGUGAUGUGAAGACAAGCAAUAUUCUCCUAGACAUCAAUAUGAGAGCAAAAGUGUCAGAUUUUGGACUUUCAAUACUCGCUGAAGAAGAUUUAACACACAUAUCAAGUGUUGCAAGGGGAACUGUAGGUUAUCUGGAUCCUGAGUACUACGCAAAUCAGCAAUUGACUGAAAAAAGUGACGUGUAUAGUUUUGGAGUCGUUCUGUUGGAACUGAUAUCAGGAAAAAAACCUGUAUCCUCAGAAGACUAUGGUCCUGAAAUGAACAUCGUUCACUGGGUAAGAUCCUUAAUUCGUAAAGGAGAUGUGAUAAGCAUUAUGGACCCUUCCCUUGUGGGGAAUGCCAAAACUGAAUCAAUUUGGAGGGUUGCUGAAAUUGCUAUGCAAUGUGUAGAACAACACGGUGCCUACAGGCCAAAAAUGCAAGAGGUCAUUUUGGCCAUACAAGAUGCUUCUAGCAUUGAAAAAGGCACAGAAAAUCAACUCAAGUUAUCAUCUUCGAGCGGUUCAAAGCCACAGUCUUCUCGUAAGACUUUGCUUGCAAGUUUUCUAGAAAUUGAGAGCCCUGAUUCUUGCCUCCCCUCAGCCAGAUAACUUCUCUAUUUUUUCUUCACAUCAUGGUGAGUUUUGUACAUUGUUUAUCACUGUUUUCUUUUGCCUUUUGUCCAUUGUCAUAGUACUAAUAUAUGUUAAUACCAAUAAUAUUGAUAUAACCUUCAAA
Molecule: messenger RNA, 3038 nt
Organism: Vigna angularis (adzuki bean)
Lineage: Eukaryota; Viridiplantae; Streptophyta; Magnoliopsida; Fabales; Fabaceae
Product: probable LRR receptor-like serine/threonine-protein kinase At1g67720
Exons: 15
Coding region: 128-2911 (927 amino acids)
Biological process (GO): protein phosphorylation
Molecular function (GO): protein kinase activity; protein binding; ATP binding
Source: RefSeq, a predicted model, not a curated record